AUUCCAUUUUUCUUUUCGUCUUCGUCUUGGCACCAGCCUUCCUUCUUGGAAGCGAGAGAGAGAGAGAGAGAGGAGGGGAGGGAGGGGAGGCAGGCAUCGGUGAGCUCGGGAAGGCCCCACCCUUGCCUUCCCCCGGUCACUCACCACGCUCCCCUCUCACCAACUCCCUCUCGUAUCUCGUAUCUCCUUCCAAGAUCCCACCUUUUUUUUUUCGCCCCACCCAUUCUUGCUAGGAUCAUUCAUUGAUCUUUCGCUCGCUCCAAGACGCCCAUUCCAGCUCCGGAGAUCCCAUCUCGGGCACCUCCUGCGGUUUCCGAGCUCGAACAGGCCCAAAUUCAGCUCGAAUUCGAGCUGUUUCUGGCCGCUGAGCUCGAAUCAAUCCAAGAACAAGCGGCUCGGCAACAAGUGUCCUUGGCUUGCCCCGAUCCCCGGGCUUCGAUUCGGUCGAAUCCGACCUAAUUUUAUUGUUUUUUGUUCUCUCGCUGCGCUUUUCCUUUCUCCUUCCUGUCGCAAAGUGGGUUCCAUCGCGUCACCCGCACGGCUCCUCCGAUCGGGCGGCGAAAGAAAGCGGCACAAAAGGGAUAAAAGGCGAGCUCUUGAUGCGGUUUUGGUCGUAGCAGCAACAGCAACCCCACUGCUUGUGGCUUCGCCUGCUCUUUAUCCACACGGAGCAGCGGCAGCGGCAGCGCGCUACUCCGCCGGCGCGCGCUGAUGCUUGCCCUGCUCGCCGCCUUCGUCGUUGCCUGCCUGCUCUUCCUGUCCAAGCCAUGCGCGCGUGACAUGAGACUGUUCCUAGCCUCCCUGUUCCAGCAACUCGCGCUCUCGCUGCUCGGAUUCCUGGCGGGCCUCCGCCUGCACGGCGGCAUCGCGGCUGCCCCGGAGACCAUGCCGCUCAUGCCAUCCUUCAAGAGGAAGCGGGCGGCGGCAAUGGUGGAGAAUGCGGAGGAGGUCGCAGCCGGCGGCGGCGAGCCGUCGGUGCUCGACCUGCCCGAGCUGGCCAUCGAUUGCAUUCUCGAGAGGCUGCCGCCGGCGGAGCUGCGGAGCAUGACCGCCGUCUGCCGCUCCAUGCGGGAGCGCUGCCGCAGCGACCACCUCUGGGAGCGCCACAUGUCGGAGAAGUGGGGCCGCGUCCUGGGCCGCGCCGCCAGGGACGAGUGGAGGGCGCACCUGGCGUCCGCAAGCCGGUCCAGCGCCGCGGGCUCCGUCUCGGGCGGCGGCGGCAAGCGCCGGAGGUGGCUUGCCGCGCUGUCCUGCGUCUGUCCGGUGGUGUCCUGGAUGCGGCCCAGGGCAGACAGCGGCAAGUCCUCCGGCCCUGUGCUGGAUGAUUCCACCAUGUCGUGGUAUCUGUCCAUGGAAAGCGGCAAGUUCUGGUUCCCGGCUCAGGUUUACAACCGCGAGCAUGGCCAUGUUGGGUUCAUGAUGUCAUGCUAUGAUGCAGAGCUCAGCUAUGAUUACCAUUCCGACACAUUCCGUGCAAGGUAUCCACCACACGGGCGGCGAACUGUGGUCUUGGAGGAUGGGGUGCAAUGGGACAGGGUCAGGGCACCGCCUGUCGACACUCUUGCACAUGACCUACAUGCCUCCGACUGCCUACAUGAACUCCGGCCUGGCGACCAUAUCGAGAUUCAGUGGAGAAGGAAUAAAGAAUUCCCAUAUGGCUGGUGGUAUGGGGUUGUUGGCCACUUGGAGUCAUGUGAUGGAAAUGAACACUUUUGUCAGUGUCAUCUUAGUGAUACCGUUGUGCUGGAGUUCAAUCAAUACACGCCUGGCUCAAGAUGGAGGCAAGCGUUGGUGAACAGGAAGGACCACAGGGAAGAGGGCAACGAGGGCGACGGGUUCUAUGGCGGGAUAAGGAAGCUCCGCAGCAAGAAGGACAUCUCCAAGUGGAGGCAGCUGUGGCCAACAGACAUCCUGGAGUAGCAAAGAAGAGACUAUUUCGCCAUCGCCAGCUGUGGCCAUUCAUCAGAUUGCUCAAUUGACACACCUUCCAUUGACCAUUGCUGUGCUCUGUGGACGGCCACUUCCUCUGUCGUGCUGUUGUACACGGGUGACGGGUUAGAACAUGAGGUGACAAACAAAUCUGGUAGCUGGACACGGGUGUAAACUUGAUAUCAUCAGGCAUAGACUCCGCACGGUCGCACGGUCGCAGACUGCUUCCUAUUCAGGGGGGCUGUAAGCCUUCAAUGAGCCUCCAGCCAGUGUGUGUGCCUGUGGCCUGCGCCUUUGCCUGCUGUUGUAGCUGUAGAGCAGAAAGAUCAAAUGUAAAUUACAUUUUUUAGCUCAGAUUCAUGACUGAUUGCCAGAUUGGUAUA
Molecule: messenger RNA, 2312 nt
Organism: Panicum virgatum (switchgrass)
Lineage: Eukaryota; Viridiplantae; Streptophyta; Magnoliopsida; Poales; Poaceae
Product: F-box protein At2g26850-like
Exons: 5
Coding region: 712-1920 (402 amino acids)
Molecular function (GO): protein binding
Source: RefSeq, a predicted model, not a curated record